This is a messenger RNA of Leptinotarsa decemlineata (Colorado potato beetle), 1446 nucleotides long. Its product is annotated as homeodomain-interacting protein kinase 1. Gene Ontology annotation, molecular function: ATP binding; protein tyrosine kinase activity; protein serine/threonine kinase activity. The record is from RefSeq and is a predicted model, not a curated record. Gene Ontology annotation, biological process: peptidyl-serine phosphorylation; peptidyl-threonine phosphorylation. Lineage: Eukaryota; Metazoa; Arthropoda; Insecta; Coleoptera; Chrysomelidae. Gene Ontology annotation, cellular component: nucleus; cytoplasm.
AUGUUAGCGUUAGCCGAUUCAAAAACAUUUUAUACGACCAAUUUGGAAGUGUAUGUUGGCCGGCAACCUGAGGGACCUUUUGCAGUGAGUAAUUCGCCGAAAGAUGUUGUUCAAAGACUUUGUGAACCAAUAAGAGGAACAGGCAGAAAUGUUACAGUUGACAAUUGGUUUACCAAUUCUGAAAGCCGUGAGUUUGGGGACUAUCAGCUGGUACAGCAUGAGGUGCUCUUUUCCACAGACGAUCAGUAUGAGGUGCUUGAAUUUCUUGGCCGAGGUACCUUCGGCCAAGUGGUUAAGUGUCGGAAUAAACGCACCAAAGAACUUGUUGCCAUCAAGAUAUUGCAGAAAGACCCUUGGUGCGCCAGACAGGGUCAAAUCGAAGUCAACAUCCUGUUCCGACUGUGCCAAGAAAAUGCGGACGAAUUCAAUUUCCUCACGUUGUACGACAGUUUUCAACACAAAAAUCAUCUCUGCCUCGUGUUCGAGAUGCUUGAACAGAACCUUCACGACUUUGUCGAAGAUAACGACUUCAAUCCGAUGCCGCUUAAAUACAUCAGGCCGAUAAUACAACAGAUUCUGACUGCGUUGCUCAAACUCAAGGACUUAGGGCUGAUUCACACCGACGUGAAACCGGAGAAUAUAAUGUUCGUAGAUCCCGUUCGGCAACCGUACCGCAUCAAAAUUGUUGACUUCGGUAGCGCUUGUUACGCCAACAAAGCGGAAUGCGACACAUUUAUACAGUCUAUCUACUACAGGGCGCCUGAAAUCAUUCUGGGCCUGCCGUUUCGUGAAGCGAUCGACAUGUGGUCGCUCGGUUGUAUCGCUGCAGAACUAUUUUUGGGCUGUCCACUGUAUCCUGGAUCAUCUGAAUACGACCAGAUCCGUUACAUCAGUCACACCCAAGGUUUACCGACAGAGGACAUGCUAAAUCACGCUUAUAAAACAACGGCGUUCUUCUACCGAGACAGGAAUAACAUUCAUCCAUUCUGGAGGUUGAAAACUCCAGAAGAGCAUGAUGCCGAAUCAGAGAUAAAGUCGGAGGAAACUAGAAUGUACAUUUUCAGUUGCCUGGACGAUAUUGAACAGCUUAUUGUUCCUAGCGAUCCGGAAGGGGACCAGCUCUUGGCAGAAAAGGCCGACAGGAAAGAGUUUAUUGAUCUGCUGAAGAGGAUGCUGGCGAUGAACCAGGAGAGAAGGAUAACUCCGGGAGAGGCUCUCAACCAUCAGUUUGUCCGGCUGACACACCUGAUUGAGUACGGACACUGCAAUAAUGCCAAGGCUAGCGUACAAAUGAUGGAGGUGUGCCGCAGAAAUUCACACCAUCAACAGACCCAGAAAGCACCAUAUUUGGUCGCUACUUUGGUACCGAGCCGGAACAGUAAAGUGACGUCAGCAGUCAGCAAGCAACUGACGAACUAAGAACGAAGCCCUGUAUUAUGUUGUAUU